Aaosphaeria arxii CBS 175.79 is the source of this 2218-nucleotide messenger RNA. RefSeq lists its product as uncharacterized. The record is from RefSeq and is a predicted model, not a curated record. Lineage: Eukaryota; Fungi; Ascomycota; Dothideomycetes; Pleosporales. Gene Ontology annotation, molecular function: RNA polymerase II cis-regulatory region sequence-specific DNA binding; DNA-binding transcription factor activity, RNA polymerase II-specific; zinc ion binding. The transcript has 6 exons. Bases 32 to 2218 code for a protein of 728 amino acids. Gene Ontology annotation, cellular component: chromatin. Gene Ontology annotation, biological process: DNA-templated transcription; regulation of transcription by RNA polymerase II.
GAAAGACAAAUACUGUGUGCAUCACUGGACAAUGCGUGCCAAUUCCAGGGUAGCCGACUUCGAAUGUGGGUACUGUCAGCGGAAAUUCUCAAAGAAGGAGCAUCUCAAGAGACAUGAAAGGGCUCAUACUGGAUCCAAGCCCUUUAAAUGUCAAAUAUGCAAUAGCAGCUUCUCACGAGGAGACGUGCUCAACCGGCACGUAAGAGGGCACAGUCGGAAUGCACAAUCAAGCCCAUCAGAAAGCGUAUUAUCAUCACGGGGACUGCAAGUGUCUGACGAUAAUGAUACACCGUCAUAUCAUCGGGUCGAUAUGGUGUCGAUCAACAAUGCUUCCAACGUAAACUCAAUCCAACCCAACGCCAGUACCGGUUUCCAAACAAGCACUUUAUGGCCAUCAAUUCGCUCUGAAGAGCGCUCUGGGCAAUAUGAUGCGUCUUCUUCACUUUUAUGGCCUGACUCCGAAGAAUUCUAUCAGAGUCUAGUAUCAAUUGAUGGGAUGAUCUGGGACCAACCUGCGAAUAACCCAUUGACGCAAGCGCAUAUUUCACACAAUGAAGCAUCGGGAAGAAUCCGAGCAGACGUUCGGCCAGAUGCAGGCGAUGAUCUUGCUGCAGCGGAAGAUGGGCACAGAGCUGUACAGACCAUCAAUGGGCUUCUUGCCAAUACCCUCUUCAGUGUUACAUCACCUGCAGCUUUAUCAGACUUAACUCCACGAUUUCUUGACAGUAGUCUUCAUAUGUUCUUUACCAAAUUUGUCCCCAUUCUCCCUGUCAUACAUAAGCCCACUUUUGUGUAUCGGAACUGCUCAGCGCCUCUUCUACUUAAUGCAAUUGCUCUUGGAUCUCUGUUUCUCGGAACAGAAGAUUCGACUAUCAAGGGCGAGGCUUUGUGGAGAUUGGCACAUACAGCUAUUGCAACUUCCUGGUCCGAGCUGAUAAGUCACACGAGGGAACAUGACGCUUGUAGUGGGAUCGAGCUGGUAUUGUCUUCCUUGUUGAGUCAAGCCUACGCAGCUUUAUCUAGGGAUCGAACCAUUCGAACGACAAGUCAGACCUUCUACGGCCUGAGCAUGCACUGGGCACAAUAUUGUGGAAUGUACGACGUACCAGAUCCGCCACCCAUACCCAGCGAACAUGAUCCUACCGAAAUCAAGAUGAAUGCUUGGCGGUUAUGGGCCGCAAGAGAAACCCAAUUGAGAACUCUACUUGGCCUUUGUAUUAUUGACGGGAUUGUGUCUCAAUUUAGUGGUAACCUUGUAAACACUUGGAGAGCAACAAACUCGCUACCACUUUCUGCCGAAGACGACGUCUUUGUCGCGGAUACUGUCGACAAAUGGAUCCACGCUAUGAACAUGCACGUUGAGAAGGGGAAUACUUUCUCAUUGGAGCGAUUCCAUAAUCUAUGUUAUCAACUAGAGAUGGACUGCGAUCAGGUCGGCCGACUAUACUGCAAAUCGGGGCUGUUGAACGUUAAGAUCCUCCUAGAGUUGAUAGGCUCCCUUGCAACCGAUACUGAGCGAGCAAUUCGUGGAUCCGCUGGUGGAAAAUGUAGAUUAGGCGCCAUCAGAGCGUUGGGUGCCCUACGACGACAUCUCAUACAGUGUUGCGAUCUAAGCGCGGCCGACAAAGCCAUAGGUCUGAUUCGGUGGCACGCUGUUUGCCUUGAUCUGGUCGUCAAUACAGCACGAGGCGCACGAAGAAUGUGUCAUUUCUACAACAUUACCCAACAUAUCUUUGGUGGAAAGAAACGGCAGGAGUCUAAACGUAUCAAUCCACAGGCGUGGGCUCAAGGCCUCCCUGCGCGGAAGUGUCUCUUACAUGCGUUGGAGAUUCACAAGAUUGCGUCAGAAGUUCCUUUAGGUGUCAUUCACGAUACCUGCCUGCCCGGCGCUCUAUUUGCCGCAGCUACAACAUAUAGUUCUUUCGCACUUCCUGGAGUGACUAAGGUACAUGUGCCUGCUUCCAUAGACUGGGAAACACUCAUUCUCUACGGUCUAGAUGAGGCACCGAUUCAGCCUCCAUCUAUGACUACUGAAGUUCAAGACACGAUUGAGUUUUUAGAAAGUAGCAUAACUGCACAGGCUUCUAAUUGGACACCCCGAAACCUGCUUUAUGAACUAAACUCAACCAGAAUCCUACUGCACAGUCUGUCUCAACAUUGGGGCGUGACAGAGGAAAUGGAAGAAGUAAUUGGCGAAUGGGAAGCCCGGUGUGGUUGA